This is a messenger RNA of Pedinophyceae sp. YPF-701, 2754 nucleotides long. NCBI's taxonomy places the organism in Eukaryota, Viridiplantae, Chlorophyta, Pedinophyceae. The record is from the annotation of a GenBank genome assembly.
AUGCCAGCGCCCGCGUUCGCGCUGGUCGGCGCGACGCUGCUCCCCAGCGCGCCAGCGCGAAACGUAGAGGAGCUGUGCGGUCGCAUCAGCAGGCAGGAGAACGCGGACGCGGGCGACGGGGCCGCCGAUGUCCAUGUUGCCGCCCUCAACGUGAACGCAAAGCAGCGCCCGCUCGUGCUGCUGCACCUCGCGCCGACGAAGGGCGGCGCUGGCGACGACGUAGACGCGCGGCGGAACGAGCUUUUGGCCAUCAUUCAGCCGCACGUCGACCUGCGCGACCCGUAUGGGUCUGGGCAGACUGUGAAGGCCGUGAGGGCCUGGAGAGCCCCUCCAAACGCGGAGAGCAAGGCGCAACUGGUCGAGGUGCCCAUCAAGUCCCUGGCGCAGGCCCUGCAGCCCCGACGCGCCUCCGGUGCCCUGCCGGACGUCGCCGCGGCGGACGAACAGGACGCGACUGGCAGCGGGCGCGAUCCCGACGCGGACGACGCGCUCGACGAUCCCGACGGAGCGGUGGACUGCUGGGACGUCGUCGCGCCGGUGCCAGGCGAGAGCGGCGCGGACGCCAGCGAGGCAACAGACGCGCGACUCGAACGCCUCCAGCGCGCCCUGACGUCCGCGCAGACCAAGAUGGCGCGGCAGCUGGCCAACCUGAAGCGGUCGAACCCGCUGGCGCCGACGGACUUCGCGCCGCACCCGUUCUGGGGCCCGCGGCUCGGCCUGUCGGCGUCGCAGGCGGGCGGCGGCCGCGCCAGCCCGCUGCCCGUGCCAGACAAGGAUCUGGUGACGCCGUACGACGACUGCGGGGCGACGAUGGUGGGGCCGGUCGGGCAGCAGGGGCUCAAGCUGUACUUCGACCACGGCGCGCUCGCGGGCUGGGUGGAGCAGAGCAGCCCGUGCUGCGCGGCCGCGGCGGUGGCGGGCGCGUGGAACGCCGUCAAGCCCGCCGCGACGAUGCUCUUCCCAGACGGGACGCCCAAGCUGGGGCAGGAGGACGUGCUGGAGCUGUACCGCGAGCACUGGGGCCAGGAGGUGGCGAGCGCGGAGAAGCAGGUGCUGAACUUGCUCGCCGCGCAGCUCGGCGCGCUCGACGCUGCAGAGGCCGACGCGUCGGGGCACCUCGUGCCCGCGCCGCCGCCGGGGCUGGCGUCGCUCGACCAGCUCGCGGCGCACUUCCGCAACGACGGUAUCCUCAAGCGCGGCACCAAGCCCGGCCGGAACGCCGUCGAAGCGUCGCUGUGCAAGUUCGCGGACGUCGACAGGGCGCAGGUUCAAGCCGCAGAGCAGCAGGAGCAGGCCGCGCCGCCAAAGGAGAAGCCCGCGAGCGCCCGCAGGCCGGGCUCUGCCCGGAAGCCCUCAGGAAAGAAGCGCGCGACGAAGAAGAAGGCGCGCGGCCGCACCGACGUGCCCGUGGAGAUCUUUGAGGGGGCGCGGCCGCCGCAGGCCGGGCCGUCGAGCGGCGCCGUGCCUGUCGAGGAGGCCGGGCAGGGCGAGGAGCAGCCGGACGGGGCCUCGGGGGGGGAGUCCGGGGCUGACUCGUCCGACAUCUCCAGCCUGGUGGUGGAGGGGCGGCAGCAGCGGACGUCGGUGCGGUCGCGGCCCGCGAGCGCGGCGCCGGGCCGCGGCGUGCGGGACCCCGAGGGCCAGCUGAAGCCCGCGGUGGCGGCGGCGCUGCUGGGCGGCGCCCGGGCGACGCUGGUGGCGCGCGUGGCGACGUGGGCGACGAAGAGUAACGCCCUGGAGAAGCUGAGUCCGCCGCAGCCGAGCACUGCGCCGGUGGGCACGGACCGCGUCCUGUGGGCACUCAGCACGCUGGGGAACCGCAACCAGGUCGGGCUGAACGUGUGGAGGCUGCUCGGUGCGGGCAGGGGCCGGUGGGAGAUGUCCCUGUCGGAGAAGGACACCACGACGGACGUGGCGCGGCAGUGGCUGCGGUGCGUGGAGCUGCUGCAGCGGACGGGCGCGGCGCUGGUCUUCCACCUCGAGAACCACUACUCGCUGAUCCACGCCGCGCGCGAGUGGCAGGCGGACGCGGGCUACGGCGGCCGACGCACCGUCCGACAGCUGCUCGUCGCGCGGCCGGGCCAGCGCCCGUGCUACUGGUACGACUUCGAGUGGCUGCGCAGCACCCUCCUGGCGUGGAAGGGCUACGGCGUGGUCGCGGUGGAGUGCGCGCAGACGCAGCUGGCCGCGGCGGACGCCGAGCACGGCGGGCCCCUCGAGACGUCGUUCUCCGUCCCGCCCGCGAUCUCCGAGGACCGCCGGCAGGCCCUGGCGGCGCACAUGAGCUCCAGGGCCACCAGGGCCGCGGCGACGCGCACGUCCGCGCCCGGCGGGCCCUCGGAGGAGGCAGCGCCGUGGCGCCCGAAGAAGGCCGCGAGCGCGCUCCCGGUGCCGGUCCCGAAGACGCACUCGGAGCGGGAGGUGCGCAUCCACGCGCUGCGGGCGCGCGCCAAGACGCUGAGCGUGAUGGUGAUGCCGGCCAAGGCCGGCGACGGGCGCGUCUUGACGAAGGACGGCACGGUCGUGAUGACGGACGGCAGCACGGUGCCGAUGAUGGGCCCCUCGCCGCGCGCCACCGCCGAGGAGCUCAGGAACCUCCCGCUGCCGCAGCUGCCCCAAAUGACCACGGUCCCGUCGCUGCCGUGCCACGAGAUCGACUUCUUGGAGGACGCGAUCGACGAGGGGUCGGACCGGGAGGCCGCGUUCUCCAUCUCGGACCACAGCGACAGCGGGUCGGACCUCGCAGGGCUCUAG